Messenger RNA from Drosophila yakuba, 1930 nucleotides. Its product is annotated as antigen 5 like allergen Cul n 1. Lineage: Eukaryota; Metazoa; Arthropoda; Insecta; Diptera; Drosophilidae. The record is from RefSeq and is a predicted model, not a curated record. Bases 1072 to 1863 code for a protein of 263 amino acids. The transcript has 3 exons.
GCACCGCUGACUUCUGACCCGGCUGGCAUUGCAUAAUCCCAGUUGAGUUAUAAACCCAAAGGUUGUGCUGUAAGCCAACGGAGAUCAACCAAAAUAAACAAUGCGAAUCGCUGAGAAAGCCAGUCCUACUCUUUUCAGACUGGUUUGGCGCACAGAACUUUCAUUUGUUAUUGGCCAACAACUCAUAACGAUGUGCCUGAGCAUAUGCAAAUGACAACAUUUUUAUUUGAUUUGUGCGCAGAAGUUAUUGAUUUCUCCAUUGUGAUGUGAGAACCUGUCCGGUGAUCUUUGAAAACCUAGCUUUGCUCGUGCAGCGACAAACAAACAAGAAUAUUGCCAUUUAAUAAUACCCGAUUAUCUAAACUCACCAAUUGGGUCAAUGUCAAUGUGAACUACUGGAAACUGCAGAGUGACAAAGUCACUGAACUGCUAGAAACACCCACGCUAUCAAUCUUUAAACGGGUGCUCCACUUUCAGAUAUCUUUUGUAUUAAAUAAUAGAACGUUUGGUUGCAAUAUGUGGUUUAAAUGUUCGGCAGACUGAGCUGAAUAUGGCACCUCUAACCAGUCUAAUGGAUGCUCAAACCUUAACUAAAUGCCUCCAGUUAGCUUUCUCUGGCUUGAACUUGACUCGUAGAUUAACGAUCUACUUAAAUAUUCUAUAUUUAAGUUGCGGAGCUGGGGAGCCAAGAAAGUGGAGAGUCUUCCCAGCCGGCAACGCAGGGGUUUAUUGCUCGAGCUUUUCUAGAAGUCGUGCACUUUAAAGUUUUUGGUGUGAACGCUCUUUGGAUGUAAAAUCCGAAUCAGAGACAAAGACAAAGACAACGGCCCCCGAAAAUGGAAAUGAUUCAUAAAACGUCGCUUGACCUGUCUCAAGCUGCGGUUUCGUUUUCGCACUGAGAUCGGGAUCGGGAUUGGAAACGAAAUCGGGAUUGGUAUCGGGAUCGGGAUCGGAAUCGGCAAACACCCGCCGAAAUUAAACACCUGCAAAUCAAAAUUUCGUUAUAAAUAUCGCCUUGCCGGUGGUCAGGAUUUACAUUACCAUUUCAGCCCUAAGUGAGAUUCAGUGAACAUGAAGUACGGUAGAUUCCAAACGAUCAGUUGCCUCUUGAUCAUCCUGGGGAUGGCCAGUGCGCAACCUUUGUCCUGGUGUGAUCCGGAUUUGUGUCCUGAAAACACGGUGCACAUAGCGUGUAACAACGAUGGCAAUUUUCAUGAAAGCUGCUCGCCGGAUGCCACUAUGGUGGACCUGAAACCAUAUCGCAGACUGAUCGUGGAUGAGCACAACAAGCGAAGGAACUACAUUGCCUCUGGAUCGUUGCCCGGAUACUAUCCGGCCACCCGCAUGGCCACCAUGGUGUGGGAUGACGAGCUGGAGUACCUGGCCACGUUGAACCUGAAAACCUGUUACCUGGAGCACGAUGAAUGCCACAACAGCUACCGCUUCCGGAAUCUGGGUCAGAAUCUCUGUGGGGUCGAUCGUCGAAGGAACUGGGACUUGAACGUGACCAAUCUGGUGGAGCAGUCGAUGGGCUUGUGGUUUGGAGAGCACAAACUCAUCGACAGCAGUUACAUUACCGAUUUUAAACUCACCAAAAACCUCGAAAAGUACGGACACUUUGUGGAAACGGUGCUGGACAGGAACACCCAUGUGGGCUGUGCCAUGAUGCGCUUCACCAAUCCACAGUACCCCUUCCUCUACAUCUACAACACCGCCUGCAACUAUGCCAGUGUCUAUGCCAUCGGAGUUCCUGUCUACAAUGCCGGAAAGCCCGCCUCUGAAUGCCGGACGGGCAGUAAUCCGGACUAUCCCGCUCUCUGUUCCACGAAAGAGCAAUACAAUCCCAAUCACAAUUUGUUUUAGCUAAUCAACCAAAUGAUAAAUACACAACCAAAAUACACAUUAGUUAAUGAACCUAAUCAAAACAGCC